CUUUAAUUCACCUCAUCAACAUCGUCAGAUGAUCCACAUAUCCAAUCAAACCUUGGAAUAAGCAACCCCCAUUUCCAUACCAGUUUUGCAGAUUCCGUGUCCCAAAACAUAAAAUUCGGGCGAAUCAUUCACGUGGGAAGAUUGACCAAUCCAACCACUCGGCACCGACGACACAAAAAUAUUCAAAAUCCAACUCCCAGGGAGUCAAUUCCGAGGGAGUUCCAAGGGAAUUACAAUGGCCUCCUGGAAUUCGACUUCGCUGGAAAUCGUAUAUCAAGUAUUUGGAUGGACAGCUUUCGUUUCCUGGUCAAUCAGUUUCUACCCUCAAGUCAUUUUGAAUUUCCGAAGAAAAAGUGUUGUGGGCUUGAACUUCGAUUUCGUGGUGCUCAACUUGACGAAGCAUUCGUCGUAUUUGAUAUACAACGCGGUUCUCUACUUUAGCUCUGCUGUCCAGAGGCAGUACCGUGAGAAAUAUGGAAUUGGACAGAUGAUACCUGUGGCUGCAAAUGAUGUUGCUUUCUCAAUUCAUGCUGUUAUCUUGACAGCAUUUACUUUGUUUCAAAUUGCAAUCUAUGAGCGUGGAACUCAGAAGGUUUCAAAGAUUUCCAUUGGAAUUGUUUGUGCUGCAUGGUUAUCAGCUGCAGUUUGUGUGAUCAUAGCUUUGCCAAACCAUUCUUGGCUUUGGCUGAUUUCAGUCUUUAACACAAUACAAGUUGUUAUGACGGUCAUCAAAUAUGUUCCGCAGGCAUUUAUGAACUUCCGGCGGAAGAGCACAGAUGGAUUUAGCAUUGGCAACAUUUUACUUGAUUUAUGUGGAGGAGUGGCUAAUUAUGCACAGAUGACAGUGCAGUCUAUAGACCAAGAUUCUUGGGUGAACUUCUAUGGAAAUAUAGGAAAGCUCUUGCUAUCUUUGGUAUCUGUCUUCUUUGACCUCAUCUUCAUCUGCCAACACUACCUGCUCUAUCCUGGGAAGAAAGCGGGUAAAUGUCCUAAACUUGGUGAGGAAAGCACGGAGCCACUUAUUAAGUCAUCUGAUCACCCAGAGUCUGAAAAUGUAUGAUCAAAUGUAUUCUAUCUUUAAGAAACUUAUAGUUUCAUACAAAGAUAUGUAAAUUUUAUAUAGGCUUAACAUCAGGUUGUGAUUCCCAACAGUUCCAUAGAAGAAUAGCACUGAAGAACAAAUCUCCUCUAUUAGAUUAUAAUACUGUGUGUCAUCCAUUACAUUAUAAAAGUAGACCCCUUGUUCCUUAA
Vitis riparia (riverbank grape) is the source of this 1251-nucleotide messenger RNA. Its product is annotated as cystinosin homolog. Gene Ontology annotation, cellular component: vacuolar membrane. NCBI's taxonomy places the organism in Eukaryota, Viridiplantae, Streptophyta, Magnoliopsida, Vitales, Vitaceae. Gene Ontology annotation, biological process: L-cystine transport. The record is from RefSeq and is a predicted model, not a curated record. Bases 236 to 1060 code for a protein of 274 amino acids. The transcript has 8 exons. Gene Ontology annotation, molecular function: L-cystine transmembrane transporter activity.